AUGGCCGAACAAGCCGCCUUCACAUUCCUGCCCCUCGGCGCCAUCAUCCAAGAAUUCCGCGUCGGCGAUCGCAAUAUUGUCCUAGGCUUCCCCACGCAGGAGGACUACGUCAAGCAUAACACCCCGCACUACGGCGCAACCAUCGGGCGCGUUGCCAAUCGCAUUAAAGAUGGAAUCAUCCAGAAUCUGAAUGGGGAGCCCGUGCGUCUGACGCAGAAUAACGGGCCCAAUGCCCUCCACGGGGGUGAGAAGGGUUGGGGGAAACGGGUGUUUGACGGCCCGCACACGGUGAAGCGGCAGGGUCGGGACGCCUUGCUGUUCAAGUAUCUUCAUCGGGAUGGGGAGGAGGGGUAUCCUGGGACCGUGGAGGUGCGCGUGUGGUACACCGCUAGCAAGGAGGGGGACGCUAAGACCGUGCUGACGGCCGAGUACGAGGUUGAGUUUGUUGGCGAGGAGUGUGAUGAGACUGUGGUCAAUCUCACCAACCACAGCUACUUCAACAUCGGCGACGGCCCUGAUAUCUCAGGCACCACCGCACAGCUCGCAACAGCCGACUACCUCCCACUAGACGACACCGGCAUCCCUACCGGCGGAACCGCCAAGUUCCCACGAGAUGUGACCACCCCCUUCACGCUCAGCGCAACAGGAGCCCACAUCGACGACGUCUUCGUCCUCGAGCCCGACGCCAGCAAAGUACCCCUCGACACCCGGGGACUCCCCCUGCGCCGUCUCGCGCAAUUCCACAACGGGAAGACAAACCUGCACCUCGAAGUGCACAGCACCGAGCCGGCCUUCCAGUUCUACACGGGCAAGUACAUCGACGUGCCGUCGAUCAACGGCGCGCCGGCACACGGCGAGGGCGCCGGGUUCUGUGUGGAGCCGAGCCGAUUCGUGAACGCGAUCAACGAACCGGAGUGGCGGUCGAUGGUGCUUUUGAAGAGGGGCCAGAUCUUUGGAUGUAAGAAUGUUUACAAAGCCUGGAAGGAGUAA
Messenger RNA from Penicillium brevicompactum, 990 nucleotides. RefSeq names its product Glycoside hydrolase-type carbohydrate-binding subgroup. The transcript is spliced from 2 exons. NCBI's taxonomy places the organism in Eukaryota, Fungi, Ascomycota, Eurotiomycetes, Eurotiales, Aspergillaceae. Gene Ontology annotation, biological process: beta-D-galactose catabolic process via UDP-galactose, Leloir pathway; glucose metabolic process. Bases 1 to 990 code for a protein of 329 amino acids. Gene Ontology annotation, molecular function: aldose 1-epimerase activity; carbohydrate binding. The record is from RefSeq and is a predicted model, not a curated record.